AUGCAAACAACCACCCCGCAUUCAAGUACAUACAUACUGGAAUAUCUACCCCUCGCUCCCAGCUUUUUUGCUACCGUUCUUUGUGGAAACUCUCUUUUUCAAUUUUUAUUUUUAAUACGAUAUCUAUUAUACGCUUUCAGCCAGUUCUUCAAUAUGGCUCCCCGAGGACGUGGAGGAAAAUUCAGUAAACCAACUCGAGGAGGAGGCAAACACUUCAGCCGUAAUCUUCAACCUUUAGACAAAGAGGGAAGUCCUCUUGGCAUGUGGCGGGACCCGGAUGAUGUCGUAGAUGAAUCAGAAGAGGAUUCAGAAGAAGGUUCCGAGGAGGAGGAGACUGAGGGAGAGUCUGAGGGGGAGUCGGGUCGCGGCCAGUCUUCAUCCACGCAAGAAAUGACUCGCGAGGAACGCAAAGCCGCCGCGAAAGCCAGAAAGGAAGCUGCCAUUGCCAAAAAGAACAAGGUCGCCCCGGGCGACCUGCCCCCAUCCGAUGACGAAGAUGAAGACGAUGACGACAUGCCCGCUAAUCCUAAUCAUACCGCCAAAUCACGCUCUCAAGCCGCGAAGGGACCCGCGCUGGCCAAUGGGGACACUGCAUCCGCCGAUGCAAAAUCCGGUGAUAUGUCACAGCUCUCUCGACGGGAGAGGGAAGCUAUCCAUGCGCAGCAGGCGCGCGAGCGGUACAUGAAACUGCACGCCGAAGGCAAGACUGAGGAGGCUCGCGCCGAUCUCGCGCGCCUGGCGCUCGUCAAAGAACGCCGUGAGGCGGAGAAGGCGCGCAAGGAGGCUGAAAAGGAGGAGCGGGAGGAACGAGAGCGUGAAAAGGCCGAGGCGAAGGAGAGGGAAACGAAGUUGCGGGCUGCGGCGCUGGGACCUGCGGGGAAGGGAAAGAAAGGAACGCCAAAGAAGAAGGAAUGA
Molecule: messenger RNA, 915 nt
Organism: Histoplasma mississippiense
Lineage: Eukaryota; Fungi; Ascomycota; Eurotiomycetes; Onygenales; Ajellomycetaceae
Exons: 3
Coding region: 1-915 (304 amino acids)
Cellular component (GO): cytosol
Molecular function (GO): RNA binding
Source: RefSeq, a predicted model, not a curated record